AUGGCUUCCGGACAUAACUCAGCGUUCUCCGCGUCCACCCAGCACCGCGCCUUGGGCGAUGGUCGCUCCUCAUUCAGUCAGGACGGCGGGUCGGGGGACGGGAGUUGGAAUGAUGGACUCUCGAAGAUUGGACGAACUGGGCGAUCAGGCUCCGGGGGAAGUGCCACGACUGGCACGAGAGGAGCCUCUUCGUUGGCGCCGUCCUUCGGCGGACCGGGGAGCUUCAGUGCGGAGCUCAAGAGCAUGACCUCCCGGAGCGUCACACCACGACCUGACGGCACAUACGGGCGACGAGCAAGCAGAUCAAUCGGCGAAGAUGAUCUCCCUACGACCGAAGAGCGCCAGGCCGUCAUUCGAGACAAGAUUGCGAAAGAGAUGAAGAUCAAGACUGGGACGGAGAACAUGCUCGAGGCUCUGUUGGCAAAACCACCCAAACAGACCAAGGAACAACGCCUCAGGGUGGAGUCUGAAUUGAGCUCCUCCAACCGCAAGUUGGCUGAGCUGCAUCAUGAGUUGGAAGAAGAGCUGCUUCGUGCGCAGGCGCCUGGCACGACUCCCCCUCGAAGCCGACUGUCUAGUCUCUUCCGAACAAGUCCUAUGCGCUCACCGUCGCGAAACCCAUUAAAUAUCGGACCAGAGUCUCUUGAGGAUGAUCAAGACGACGAAGAAGAUGGAGACAUGGAGUCGCCGACCUAUGUCCUUUCGGAAACACUCCAGGCACUGGAAAUCGAGGGCAUGUCGCCUGAUUUCUAUGUCGAGCGUGCCAAUAACUUAGUCGAAUUGUUCAAGCGGCAUCCCACUCUCAAGUACGACCUGGCAUGGCCCGUCUUUGGCUUGCGUGUACAGGUGAUGCUUCUUAGUGACAGCAAGGAGGAGGUUGCAGCCGGCUAUCGGUUGACCCGCUACGCUAUUGCGGACCGCAAGUCUCUCCAAACGAUUCGAGCCCUACACACGGAUGAGCUUGUAAUCCUGUCACUUGUUAAGGAAAGCAAAGCAAGCAUUGAGCGCGAGCAAGCCCUGAAGUUUGUGAGGGCUUUCCUCGACGUCAAGGACGGCGUAAAGGAAAUAUCUCGUGCCAUAGUGCGCACAAUUGUUUCUGUCGCCGAACACCACGAUGACCGCCUACGGAACAUAUCUAUCAUGACAUUGGCAGAGAUUUUGGUCAAGGACCCUGAGCUUGUUGCUUCGGCGGGUGGAUUUGCUGCCUUACACGAUGCUCUCGCGGAAGGCACAUUUGGCGCCUCGGAGAGUCUAAUUUCGAGCUUUUUGCAUGUCACCGAUACCCCCCGGAGUCGGAAGUAUCUCCAAGGAUCUGAGCUAGAAGCUGUUCUGGCUCCUUUCACUGAUUCACUAGCCGACACCUUGCGCAAUGGACGAUUGAAGUCUGCCGCGCGUGCAAUUUCCGCAAUGCUAAAGACCUGGCCGGGUCUGGUGAUUCUCGCCAGGCACGAAUUCAAGCCACUACACUCUCUCCUCGAAUCCCUUCAUUACCCUGAUACCCAAGCUCGUGAUUUGAUUCUCGAGCUAUUGUUCGAUGCCUUGCGGAUAAAGCCACCAUCAUGGUCAUCUUCUUUCCUUGCCGGCAGAAGGCUCACAACUUAUGGGCGAGUUUCAAAUUUGCGGUCCGAUACAGACUCCAAGAGCAACCGGACUUAUCAUGAUAGUGGAACAAACAAGUUUGAUCUUACGGCACACUUUUCGACUCUUAUCCUGGCAGCUUUGAUCGCGGCUGGCUUACCUCAGGCGCUCUCAGAUCUUAUUGAAGAUGAGACUGAUCUUUCGUUACGACGCAAAGCCACUCUUCUCCUUACCGAAGUUCUCAAAAUGGCCCAUCAUUCGUUGCCAGCAGCCAUCAGUGCAAACCUGCAGGUUCUUGCACACCUUCUUCCUCCUGCCAUUCAAUUCGACAUGGAGAAACACGACGUCUCAACUUCGACGAUCUUCCAGAUCGAAAGCAUCAACCGAACUUUGGCGCGCUCGGGCGGAUAUUCUGGUGGAGCGGGCCGAUACAACUUGGAUCCCGAUCUGUCAGUCUCUUUGCUACCCGGUGAACAGGCCAAAGACAAACUCAGCCCAUCCAUGGACGAACAAACAUUCCGAAACGCCAUUCUAGAGACACACGUGUUGAAUUCUGUCAACUAUAUGAAAUGGAAAUGGGACCUCAUCCAUCGUCUUGUUGAAGGUCCUCUCACAAACCCCAAACGAAUGGAUGAAGCGAUCAAGGGCUCUAAAUUCAUGAAGCGUCUUCUUGGGUUCUACCGGCCCUUCAAAUACAGAUUCGCCAUGGUCCCAAACACAAAACCGAACCAACGAUAUGUCCGAACAGGCUGCGCCUUGAUGCGGACCCUCGUCAUGUCUGCUGAGGGUAUCAAAUACCUGGCCGAGAACAAGUUCUUGCGGCAGGUUGCAGAGUGUUUGGCGCAAUUGGACCGUAUGAGUGGCCUGACUUCUGCAUCUCCCUUGUUCUCACGAGAGCAAAUGGUCAACACGCUGAGCGGUGGCUAUUUUGCAAUGCUGGGGACGCUAAGCGCCGAUGCCAGUGGGUUGCUCAUGAUGGAAAGGUGGCACAUGCUCAAUAUGUUCUAUCACAUCAUUGAACUGCAAGACCGGAACGACUUGAUUCAGACAUUGCUCGGAAAUAUGGAUUAUAGCCGUGCAAGCCAUCUUCGAGUCAUGCUUUCAAAAGCCCUCACCAUUGGCUCAAAAGACAUACGAAUCUUUGCUACAAAGCUCCUCCGGAAAUAUGCUGUCGGAGAUGUCUCACUGUCACCGCAGAUGGCCAUUGGCAAUGCAGAAUGGGUCGUUAAGCUUCUUGUGACCCAGCUGUACGAUCCCGACGUGACAGUCUGCCAAAUUGCUGUAAAGAUCCUCGAAGAGGCGUGCAACCAGCGUGAUUAUCUCGAGUUCGUGGUCAAGUGCCGCCCUUCCCUUGAUCACCUGGGAGAAAUUGGAGCCCCUCUUCUCCUCCGCUUCCUAUCGACUUCUGUCGGCUAUCACUAUCUGGACGGCCUGGACUAUAUCACUCAAGAAAUGGAUGACUGGUUCCUCGGUCGGAACGACUCAUAUGUUGGCCUUGUGGAAGCCGCUCUGUCCCGUGCCUAUGUCGACCAGCCACGGCGUAAUAGUUUUGCGCCGGAGGACUUGGUCGACCUGCAAGAUGUCGGCGUUGUCCCACCACACUUUUACCGUGAACUUGCUCGAACGGCUGAGGGGUGUAAGCUGCUUGAACAAUCUGGGCACUUCAAUGAGUUUGCCUGGACGAUCCGCGAUUUCCGCCUGGAGGAAGAAGACACCGAGGUCCUUCUCAAAGUCAAGGGGUGUCUUUGGGCUGUGGGCAAUGUUGGAUCCAUGGAGCUUGGUGCGCCAUUCUUAGAACCAGAGAUUGUGCAGCGUAUCGUGGCAAUUGCUCUACGAGCUGGUGUCUUGACCAUGCGAGGCACAGCUUUCUUCGUUUUGGGACUCAUUUCCAGGAGCAAACACGGGUUGAGGGUGUUGCGAGAUCUAGGAUGGGACUCGGCUAUUGAUCAAAAUGGCGAGUCGCUGGGUUUCUGUCUUCCAACGGAUUUCCGCCAGCUUUUCUUGAUUUCUUUUCCUGGACGCCAUCCUGAUUCAAGACGUACUCCGCAACACAAACUCAAGGAAGCUACGACGGAUCCCGAUCCCGUCAAUCAAAAGAUCCUUAAACUCAUGGUCGACAUGGGAAAUACCGUUCUGUCCAAGCGAUCGGCGGGUGACUUGCACAGCAUGAAAUCCAAGCAACCUGAACGAUUCCACCAAGUCCAUCUCUUCCGCAAAGCCCUUUGCAUUCUCGAAAGCCAUCAUUACCGGUUACCAGCCCGACGCUUUGCUAUAGACCUUUUCGACAAGAGCGUGAUGAGGCGAAUCGUCCUCGAAGAAGACUCCGAGUCCGAUUCGGACUCAUCCACAUAGAUUCAUUCCAUCGGAUCUGCUGGAUAGACCAUUUUACAUCCCCUUACCAUCUUAACUUACCAAGCUCCCACAUUGCAGGGACACAAGCCAUUUCCUCAGUUACCCCUCCCACAGGACAAAUUUGUGGCCUGUGAAUCCUUACGCACUCGCGAUCUAAGCAAUCUCAGUAUCUGAUCACACGUUUUUGCAUGGUGGCUAGUUAGUUGCCCGUGUGAUAUGGCGUUUCCUCUUCUCUUUUUGUUGCUGCUUCUGUGCAUCUGUAUCUGGCAUGGCGGCGGUUUGGCCUUGGAAACGAGACACUAUAUGAUAUCAAAUGCAUAUUAUACACAC
This is a messenger RNA of Penicillium subrubescens, 4260 nucleotides long. RefSeq names its product putative cytosolic regulator Pianissimo. The record is from RefSeq and is a predicted model, not a curated record. Gene Ontology annotation, biological process: TORC2 signaling. Gene Ontology annotation, cellular component: TORC2 complex. The transcript has 3 exons. The coding region runs from base 1 to 3930 and encodes 1309 amino acids. Lineage: Eukaryota; Fungi; Ascomycota; Eurotiomycetes; Eurotiales; Aspergillaceae.